GUAUUGGGCUGGAUAUCUUUUAGGAUCGUAUAAGGGCCAUAUGGCCCAUGAUAAAUAAUUAAUACUGGGAAAAUAUUAAAAAAAUAGUGAAAGUAUUAACAUAUAAAAAUGCAUCAAACAAAGAACUAGUAGGUCUCAAAGAGAGAGAGAGAGAGAGAUGGGAGAGAUUGUGUUUACAGAGAAGCAAGAAGCUUUGGUGAAGGAGUCUUGGGAGAUACUGAAGCAAGACAUCCCCAGAUACAGCCUUCACUUCUUUUCACAGAUACUGGAGAUAGCACCAGCAGCAAAAGACAUGUUCUCUUUCUUAAGAGACACAGAUGAAGUGCCUCACAACAAUCCUAAACUCAAAGCUCAUGCUGUCAAAGUUUUUAAGAUGACAUGUGAAACAGCAAUACAGCUGAGGGAGAAAGGCAAAGUGGCUGUGCCUGACACAACCCUCCAAUACCUGGGCUCUGUCCAUCUCAAAAGUGGAGUUCUUGAUCCUCACUUUGAGGUGGUGAAAGAGGCUUUGGUGAGGACACUGAAAGAAGGGUUGGGGGAGAAGUACAAUGAAGAAGUGGAAGGAGCUUGGUCUCAAGCUUAUGAUCACUUGGCUUUAGCCAUUAAGGCCGAGAUGAAACAAGAAAACUCACAGAAACCCUGAAUAUCAUUUGGGUAUAUGCUCAUAGAUGGUGAAUCUGUGUGCACAAGUAUAAUAUCAAAUCAUCUUUGUGAAAUUUAUCUCAACUACUUUUGGUUCUUUCUUAUACAGAGCUACAUGACACUCAAUAAAUUAAAAAAAUAUACCUCUGGCUACUGUUAACCGAAUAAAUUUAUGUCUGCU
Molecule: messenger RNA, 823 nt
Organism: Brassica rapa (field mustard)
Lineage: Eukaryota; Viridiplantae; Streptophyta; Magnoliopsida; Brassicales; Brassicaceae
Product: non-symbiotic hemoglobin 2
Molecular function (GO): heme binding; oxygen binding
Source: RefSeq, a predicted model, not a curated record